Molecule: messenger RNA, 1654 nt
Organism: Aspergillus homomorphus CBS 101889
Lineage: Eukaryota; Fungi; Ascomycota; Eurotiomycetes; Eurotiales; Aspergillaceae
Product: general amino acid permease AGP2
Exons: 3
Coding region: 1-1611 (536 amino acids)
Biological process (GO): amino acid transmembrane transport
Cellular component (GO): membrane
Molecular function (GO): amino acid transmembrane transporter activity
Source: RefSeq, a predicted model, not a curated record
AUGUCCGAGAAGACAGAACGCAAACUAGAAGAUAUCGUGGAAGCCGAUGUGCAACUCAACAACCGGCAAACCCAACUUCUGGCCAUCGGCGGAUCGAUUGGCACCGCACUUUUCGUCAGUAUCGGAAACGGACUUGCAGCCGGUGGCCCUGGCAGUCUGCUAAUCGCCUACACGUUUUACGCCCUCGUAAUCGCCUGUAUCAACAAUUGUAUAGCCGAAAUGACGGUCCUCCAGCCAGUUUCUGGGGGGUUCAUUCGCCUCGCCGGCAAAUGGGUCGAUGACGCCCUGGGAUUCAUGGUUGGGUGGAAUUUCUUCUUCUACGAGGCUCUUAUGAUUCCCUUUGAAAUCACGGCCAUCAACCUUGUCUUGAACUAUUGGCGGGAUGACAUCCCUGUUGCAGCCGUUUGUGCGGCUUGUAUUGCUCUCUAUACUGCCAUCAACUUCCUCGCUGUUCGAGCGUACGGCGAGGCCGAAUUCUGGCUUUCCACUGGGAAGAUCAUCCUGAUUUUCACCCUCAUCUUCUUCACCUUCGUCACCAUGGUCGGAGGCAAUCCCAGACAUGAUGCCUACGGAUUCCGCUACUGGAGUCAGCCCAGUGCCUUUGCCGAGUACAGACACACGGGCGCCGCCGGCCGUUUCGAAGGCUUCCUCGCUGCUCUCUGGUCGGCCGCAUUCACGAUCGUCGGCCCGGAGUACAUCUCCAUGUCCGCCGCCGAAGCCCAACGCCCGCGCAUCGUCGUCAAAGCAGCCUUCAAGACCAUCUACUGGCGCUUCAUCCUCUUCUUCAUCCUAGGGGCCACCUGCGUGGGCACCGUGAUCCCCUGGAACGACCCAACGCUGCAGUCGAUCCUGAACGGCAAGAGCAGCGCCGCCGGAGCGGCCGCCUCGCCCUAUGUGAUCGCCAUGGCCAACCUGGGAGUCGAGGGGCUACCACACCUCGUCAACGCACUGCUCAUCACCUCGAUCUUCUCCGCCGGCAACACGCUAACCUACUGUGCCACUCGCUCGCUGUACGGGCUCGCGCUCGAGGGCCGAGCGCCCAAAGUCCUCACCAAGACCCGCCGCGGCGUGCCCGUCUACGCCUUCGCCGUCGUCAUCUGCUUCCCCUUCCUCUCCUUCCUGCAGCUAUCGAACAACUCCUCCCGCGUUCUGUCGCUGCUCGUCUCGCUUAUCACCGCCGGCGCCCUCAUCGACUUCCUGGUGAUGUGCAUCACCUACCUGAACUUCUACUACGCGUGUAAAGCCCAGGGCCUCGACCGCCGCACCCUGCCAUACGUUGGAUAUUUCCAGCCUUACUGCGCGUGGAUCGGCGCCGUCACCAUGACGCUUGUGCUCCUGUUCUACGGGUACACGGCGUUUGCGCCUUGGAGCGUGCAGAAGUUCUUCGAGAACUAUACCAUGCAGCUUGUCGCGCCGAUUCUGUACUUCGGGUGGAAACUUUUCAAGCGUACGAGGAUCUUGAGACCGAAGGAGCUAGAUCUUGUCUGGGAGGCGCCGGUGGUGGACGCCUACGAGGCGGGGUUCACCGAGCCCAUGCCGGGGUUCUGGGAGGAGAUGCUACAGUUGGUUGGGCAUCGGCGGAAGAGGGCAAGGAGUGAAGGAGAGGAGUGAGGUCCGAUGCAUGAAUGCGGUAAUCGAGUAGUUCUUAGGGAAG